Penicillium taxi is the source of this 717-nucleotide messenger RNA. RefSeq lists its product as uncharacterized. Lineage: Eukaryota; Fungi; Ascomycota; Eurotiomycetes; Eurotiales; Aspergillaceae. The coding region runs from base 1 to 717 and encodes 238 amino acids. The transcript has a single exon. The record is from RefSeq and is a predicted model, not a curated record.
AUGUUAAGUAUAACAAGCUCCUGGAUUGGUGCUGCGGAGGGAUACGGAGUUGCAUCUAGUAUUAUUGGUGUCUUAGGGGGCCUUUCCUCUGAAGUCAGUAGCGAUCUUGUUGAUGCCGACGACGAAACCUCCUCAGAACUUGGUGCCAUAGCUUCCAAAAUUCUCACAAAAUUCUAUGCUGCUCGGUCAACUUUACUGGAAGAUGUGUUUGUAACUGGUAAUUUGACAAAAUUCUCUAGCGAUCUCAUUGAGAGUGACUUCAAAAAUGAUCUUUCCAACUUCUUUAACGGACGUUUCAUUUACUCAAUAAGUAGCGCACAGUUGAGUAAGAUCGAAGAGAUAAUGAGCAAGCGAUACCUGCAGACCCUGACUGGCGUGGCUCUUGAUUUUGUAAACUACUAUAUCCUUAAGGGCGCUUACAUAACGAGCGAAUGCUCUGACAAGGUCAGUGGUACCGUGAUCGAUGGCUUCUGCUAUACUCUCGAGUAUCCAACUUCUGGAUGGGAUAUAGGUGACUUUCUUGAGGCCGGAUCAUUUUCAACUCAAAUCAGCAAUGAUUCUUUGACGUUAUUGACCAACACAUACAAAGUGGCCCUGGAAGAUCUAUACAACAACUCUUACGAAUGUCAAAAUUCGACAAAUGCCUACUAUAGCGCCCUGUCAGUCGAUAUCUAUCUUGGAAGAUUAUUCUACUACGCUUCCUACCUGCUUAUAUAA